Messenger RNA from Panicum virgatum (switchgrass), 1083 nucleotides. RefSeq lists its product as uncharacterized. The transcript is spliced from 2 exons. NCBI's taxonomy places the organism in Eukaryota, Viridiplantae, Streptophyta, Magnoliopsida, Poales, Poaceae. The coding region runs from base 1 to 1083 and encodes 360 amino acids. The record is from RefSeq and is a predicted model, not a curated record.
AUGGAUCCUAAUCAAUCACAUGAUGGUUCACAGGGAGGAUUUCCUGGCGGCAACAUGCCUCCAUACCCCUGGAACCCAUACAUGUAUGGCUACCAAGGUCCUCAAUCUUGGUUCCCUCAAGGGUUGCCACAGUUUCCACCCACUGUCCCAAUGAUGCAUCCUGGUAGCAACAGUCCACAAUUGUUUGAUCCUGCUGAAAACGCAGCCGCAUCUACACAAAUCGAUGAGGAAGAUGUGGAUCAACCUCCCGUGUCUGCAGCUGAAACCUCCAAAGGAAAGAGGAGCAAAGGCAGCAAUUUCAGCCCAGAAGAGGAUGUAAACCUAGUCAAGUCAUGGCUGGAGAUAAGUUGUGACCCAAUUAUAAGUACAGGACAAAAAAAGGAUGGCAUGUGGUUUAGGAUUCUGCAGCGAUACGACUUGAGGAGGGGAGCGUACCCAGAAAGGUCUGUGAAGUCUCUACAGAACCGUUGGGACACUAUCAAGGCUGAAGUGGGGAAGUUCUCAUCCUUCCAUGCUGAUGUCAUUCGCGAGAAUCCUAGCAGACUGUCCGACGCCGAUAAGGAUCCAAAAGUCAGAUCAUUUGGAAAGUCAGGUGGCCGUGACGACACCAUCAACCUUGGAUAUGAUAAUUCUAGCCCUACUGGAUCAGCUGAGAAGAGGCCUCCGGGCAGGGAUACAUCUAAAGUACCGAAGAAGAAAGCGAAAUCUUCUGCAGGGUCAACAUCAUCCAUGGAGUACGCUUCGAAGAUGCAAGAUCUUUCUUUGCAAAAGAUCUCUAUGAUGCAAGAAGAAACUGCACGUAAAAAUGAUCGUUUCCAGCAACUUGCCUUGAUAGAUGAGAAGCGCUACGAGGAAAUGCGAAGCCACAAUCAGUCACUGAUACUACUUGAGCAAGAGAAGAUUCAGCUCAUGCGUGAGAAGCAUGACAUGGAGAAGGCAGAGAAGGAGCAGAAAGAGGACGAAAGGAUCCUUGCAAUUAAUCUGGAUUCUUGCCCACCACCUCUGCGAACAUAUUACGAAAUUCGUCAGCACGGAAUUCUGGAGAAGGCUGCUGCUAGGCGCAGGAACGAACAGGGGCCAUGA